This is a messenger RNA of Stomoxys calcitrans (stable fly), 4392 nucleotides long. RefSeq lists its product as uncharacterized. Lineage: Eukaryota; Metazoa; Arthropoda; Insecta; Diptera; Muscidae. The coding region runs from base 1151 to 3940 and encodes 929 amino acids. The transcript is spliced from 4 exons. The record is from RefSeq and is a predicted model, not a curated record.
UAACAGCCAUUCAUUGAUUCAGGUGUGCGCUGCUGCUCAUAUCACCUUCUCGUUUGCUUUGUGGGCUAGAACAUUUUCCCUCGCUCAACUUCAUGCUAGUCGUAAUCGUGAUCGUGGUCGUAACUCGCUGUCGGCGUUUAAGCAGCGGGAAGAAUAUUUCGACGAAAAAAAGAAUAUUUUGACAACGGAAUAAGUUUUAAGUGAAAAAGUCGAAAAAAAAUACAAACAUCACACAUUUUGAUGUGGGAAUGAAUAUUUCCGUCAAAAUUAAAAGCAAGAAGAAAAAAGUUCACACCAAUUUAAGCAAAAGAAACGUAAUGAAGUGUUAAUUGAAAGCAAUUCGAACCGCACAAGAGACCGGGAGGUUCUGGUUUAGUUAUUUUGCAAACAUAAGCGGGAAUCGUUUAGCCAGUCAGCCAGGCGGUUAGCUACUCAGCGGCUACUUUAACAUCAAGUUCAAGUUUUAAGUGACAAGACUGCAAAAUUUCCUUAGCCACGAAUAAAAUUGAAUUAAAAUAAAAAUUCCAGCAAAUAUUUAUUUAACACAUUUUGUGUAAAUAAAAAAGUGUCAUGGGAAAAUUUUCUUAGAAAAAAGAAAAAUAAAAAAUAAAUAACAAAAAAAUUUAUGUAAAUUUCUUAAACAAAGAUAUGCUUUGAUAAUUGACAUCAAUAGUGAUAUAUUGAAGAAAAACAAAAAAAAAAAAAUCCAAAUAUCGAUACAUUGUGGCCUAUAGCAAAGCAAAGAAAAGAAAUUUAAAAAAAUCAUAGUGACAUGUUUAGAAAACUGCCGAGGACAAUAAAGCAUUAGCAGCUGCAACAUUUUACAAAACACCAAAUACUGCAAAUGUUCGUCAAAAAUAAUUUGCAGUCAUUGCAUGCAUACUUGGUGGUAAAGCCUUCACAUUGUUUAUUAUGAGUGGAGCAGUAAAAAGUGUUGUAUAUAUGGGACCAUAUACCUGCGCUAACAACCAAGGUAAAUAAAGGAAAUUUGAAAUUACGGAAUCAUAGCAAAGCAGAAAAAAAAUUCGGACCAUUCAAAAAGAAAGCCAAGCAAGCAGUUGAGAACUCGAGCAGCGGGUGUUGAGAUUGAGGAAAAUCUCACGCAUUAAAGUAAAGGUGCCACCAAAAGAAAAAAAAAAAACAAGAAAACAUGGAAGCAACUACAGGAACCCCCCAGGCCAAUGGCGUUUUGUCCAAUUCCCAUGAUGAGGUGGAUUUUGUCAAAGUACAAAAACACAAUUUCAACAACAACAACAAUAACAAUAUCAAUGAAAGCAAUAGUUUUAUAAAUCUCAAAUCGGAGCUACCAGUGCCAAAAAGUCAAAACGCCAAAGUGCCAAAGGAACGUUUAUCUUUGUUUAGUUUCUCUAAGAAAUCUCCCACAAAAUCAUCUUUGGAAGAGAAACCUGCAGUGGAAGCUUCAGAUAAAAAUCUUUCUUGCCAGUUGACCACAACUACGACACCAGUGCCCAUAGGAACUCCUCCCAGACAUAAGAAAUUUGUAAAGAGCUCUUCAUUGUCCCGUCUUUUGGGCAAUACCUACAAUGCCAAAAAAUUCGAAAGAGAGGAGAAAAAAAUUAUAGAGGGCAAAUUCAAUACUUUCGGAGGUCGCCGUCGCUCCAGUGGUCCCUAUUUGGAGCGUUUCAAACGUUAUGCCAAAGAAGAGGGUGAUGAGGUUAACUCGCCGACAUCACCCACAGCAACGCCAGUUUUUGCUGUUAGAAACAAAAAUGCAGAUAAAUCCAAGGGAGAUACCUUGGAUCGGCAUUUAAUGGCCUUGGAAAACUUCCAAGAGAGACAUAAUCAGGAUUUGGGCUCUAAGGCCAUGCGCACCAUAUCCCGAGGUCUAGGCAAGCUGUGGUGGAAGCGUACUCACAGCAUAGACAUCAGUACCCCAGAUCCUGAAUUUAAGGUCUCCUAUCUGGGCAAUGUUUUGACAGGAUGGGCUAAAGGUGAGGGCUGUGUGGAAAAGCAGUUAAACACACUCUGGCGCAAUUAUACCCAAAACAACAAACCCGAUGUUAUAAUGCGUCUGAAAGUAUGUGCUUCUGGUCUGAAGGCCACCACACGACAACACGGACUAACAGAAUACUGGGCCAAUCGCAUAACCCAUUGCUGUGCACCAAAGAACUAUCCUAGGGUCUUCUGUUGGAUCUACAGGCAUGAGGGAAGAAAACUCAAACAUGAACUGCGUUGCCAUGCUGUGCUGUGCAGCAAGGAGAAGCAGGUGCAAGAAAUCUGUGAUACUUUAAAGGCUAAUCUCGAGUGUGCUCUGCGUGAAUUUAAGCGUGAAAAAAUUCUCAAACAGAAUGCCCGCCUCAGUUUGGCCAAUGCCGUCUAUGACAAUCCAAGUUUACCGCGUCGCAAAAUCCUUUUAAGUGUGGGCAGCAACAAUUAUCGACCUCCCUUGGAGCGCUCCAAAUCGGCUCCCAAACUUAUGGCCAUUGAAGAGGCCAUAGGCGAAGAAGGCGAGGAGGCCGAGGAAACCAAUGAACCCGAAAUGAAACCUUGUUGCCAAAAGGAUUCCCUAUAUCCAGCCAUGACUUUGGGUCGUCGCCGUUGUCGUCGUGGCCAUUCCAUACGUCGUACUGGCCAGGCCAGACCUGUGAGUUUUAAUGUAACCUCCAGCUGCAAUGCAACUCAACAGCAGCAAUGUUGCAAUUCCAGCAACUCCUGCCAAGACAAACAAAUUCCACAAACAAUACAGUCUGCAAAUGCCAAGAACGAUGAUGGCUCUGAUGAUUCCGAUGAUUUUGAAAAGAUUUUGAAACACAACAACUAUGAUAGCAAUGCCUCUUUGGCCAAUGAAUUGAUGCCUUACUUUGAUAGCCAAAUGCAUAUGAACUCCAAUAAUAGCUGCAGUCUAAGUGAUCUGAGAGGUGUUGUGCUGCUGUCCCCCGAAGAUGGGGAACCUCUGAGUCUUUUGGCCACCAUCAACAUUGAUCCCAAUGCAGAUCCCAAAAACGAUUUUAAUCUCAACCAAACAGACAAUGCCCAUGACCUGGACAGUCAAAGAGUGCCGGAGGAUAACUUGGGGGUAACCCUAAGACGUUCUGGGGUUUGCAGUGAUGGUGAAGAGGAUUUCCUGGGUGAGGAGGAAGAGGAUAUGUAUUUCCGCCAGGCAGCCAUAUUGAAUAUGCUGCAUCGCCACUCCAUGCGCAAAAUGGCCAAUCUGUCAUUGAGCAGUGAUGAGGGCAGCAGUAGCUUGGAAACAAAUUCAGGUCUCAGAGACUCCGAUGAUCAUGGCUCUACGCGUUAUAAACAUCAACAGCAGUCUUCCAUAUCAUCGGAUGCAUCCUCGGUCUCAUGCACCCUGAACUCCCAUCAAUCGGUAAGCGAGUCCAGUGCGGCCAGUAAGCGCAGCAUUAGCAACGACAGUGCUGAUGAAGGUUCUAUAUCGAGUGGCUGUGAGACAGCCAGCACAGUGACACAAAAUCAAGAUGACUUAUCCUUACAAUACCACCAUCACCACCACCAAACACAUCAACAUGCUCUGCCCCAUGAUUUGGAAAUAUCUUCACUGGAUUCCACUGCUUUUACAACAGAGGAUUUGUACAAACAUUUGCAAAGUCGCAAUAACAGCGAUGCCGCCACCACAUUUAGCAGCUCCAGUUCGAUAACCCUUAAAAUGGAUUCAUCUCCCACAAAUUCUAUGAAAGAUUUAGAUGUUGCCCGAGAAUCUGAGAGUCCCAAUGUGUCCGCUGGCACAAAUGUAAAUCGUCCCCGAAGAACACGUCGUCAACGCGAUGUCAAGCCGGACUCUGAUUCGGAGUGCAGCGAUGAAUCGGGUUAUGUCGAGUAUCAGGAGAGGGGAGAGAAAAGUAAUAAAACAAAAUUGGAACAACCAAAGCCACAAGUACCGAUAAAGCCUCAAGUACCACCAAAACCCAUGCCACGAAGAUUCAUAAGCACACAAAGCAAGACUACAACAAUUGUUUGAAACAACAACAUUUCACAAGGGUAGGAUAAUAAAGCACUCACAAUAGGGAACUCAUACUGCUACCACUCCCUACAGGGGUUUUAUAAAGCCCCCAAUUCAAUGGUUACUAAGUGCACUCAAGGAAAACUUUUGUGUAUUCUGAAAAUAGGUUUUCUUGUCAACUCUUAUGUGCUGAUGGUCUCUCAAAAUCAAUUCUCUGAAAGGAUUAGGAUUGAAAUUAGACGAAAGUAGUACAAAUUAAAAUUCAUACCAACCAUGGCACCAGAAAACUGUAUAAUAUCCUUUUUCAUGGGUUAUUCUUUGCACACAAGGACAACUCAAUAUGUUUUGCAAAGCGGGUGGUAAUACAAACAAUCACAUGUGAUACAUUUUCCUAUAUCAAUUCUUUUGACAUGGUAAUAUUAAAUUUUCCUCAAUGAUAUUAAAUAAAAUAACUCAUACGAACCAUGGUA